Messenger RNA from Scomber japonicus (chub mackerel), 1746 nucleotides. RefSeq names its product cytochrome P450 4F3 (gene cyp4f3). The record is from RefSeq and is a predicted model, not a curated record. The transcript has 13 exons. Bases 83 to 1696 code for a protein of 537 amino acids. Gene Ontology annotation, molecular function: iron ion binding; oxidoreductase activity, acting on paired donors, with incorporation or reduction of molecular oxygen; heme binding. NCBI's taxonomy places the organism in Eukaryota, Metazoa, Chordata, Actinopteri, Scombriformes, Scombridae.
UGCAAGCAAAGCCACUGUCAGAGUAGGACAAGUGUCAAGCAAGCUGGACAUCUAGAUACUCUGCCUCUGUUUCUGUCCCAGGAUGUCCCUCCUCAAGAGUGUCCUCUCUCAGGUGCUCAGUUGGAUCAGCCUCUAUCAGAUCCUGGUUCUGAUCAGUACAGGACUCGUCGUUCUGGUUGCAGCGUGGAUGGCGAAGCUGUUGAUACGACAUGCCUGGUACACACACAAGUUGUCCUGCUUCAGCAAGCCUCCUGUACAUUCUUGGCUGAUAGGCCACCUGGGCCAGAUGCAGAGCACAGAGGAAGGUCUCCUCCAGGUGGAUGAGCUGGUGCAGACGUACACACACUCCUGCAGCUGGUUCUUCGGUCCUUUCUAUCAUUUUGUCAGACUCUUCCACCCUGACUACGUCAAGCCUCUGCUGAUGGCACCUGCCAGCAUUACAGUGAAAGAUGAGCUUAUCUAUGGGCAUCUGCGUCCAUGGCUUGGACAGAGCCUGUUGCUAAGCAAUGGAGAGGAGUGGUCCCGCAAGAGGCGGCUGCUUACUCCAGCUUUUCAUUUUGAUAUCCUGAAGAACUACGUUGUCAAGUUCAACACCUCAGCUGACACCAUGCAUGAAAAGUGGCAGCACCUGGUGGCAGAAGGCAGAAACAAUAUAGAGAUGUUUGACCAUGUCACCCUGAUGACACUGGACAGUUUACUGCAAUGUGCCUUUAGCUACAACAGCAACUGUCAGCACUCUCCCAGUGAGUAUGUGUCAGCCAUAGUUGAGUUGAGCGAUCUGGUAAUAGCUCGGCGCCAUAGGAUCUUACACCACUGGGACUGGUUUUACUGGAAGACACAGCAGGGGAGACAGUUUAAAAAGGCCUUAAGCAUUGUACACAGGUUUACCAGGGAAGUGGUGCUGCAGCGUCGUGCCCUCAUCAAACAACAGGCGGAGACACAAUCACAGUCUAAUCUCACCACAAGAAAGAACAGGAAGAAAGAUUUCGUGGACAUCAUACUGCUGUCAAAAGAUGAGGACGGACAAGGCUUGGGCGAUGAGGAGAUACUAGCUGAGGCCCACACUUUCAUGUUUGCAGGUCAUGACACCACAGCCAGUGCGAUUUGCUGGACGCUGUAUAAUUUAGCACGCCACGAACACUAUCAGGAGAGAUGCCGGCAGGAAGUGAUGGAUCUAAUGCAGGGACGAGACAGCCACGAAAUAGAGUGGGACGAUCUGUCCAACCUUCCCUUCACCACCAUGUGCAUCAGAGAGUCUCUCAGGCUGCACUCACCUGUACAGGCUGUAACAAGGAAGUACACCCAGGACAUGCCACUACCAGAGGGUCGAACAGUACCAGAUGGAGUCAUCUGUUUGGUCAGUAUCUACGGUACACACCACAACCCUGCUGUCUGGACAAAUCCACAUGAGUUUAAUCCUCUGCGUUUUGACCCGACCAACACAGAAGGCCGCAAUUCUCAUGCCUUCAUCCCAUUCUCCUCAGGCCCCAGGAACUGCAUCGGUCAAAAAUUCGCCCUGGCAGAGCUUCGAGUCGUCGUUGCAUUGACGCUGCUCAGGUUCCGCCUGACCCCGGGAGUGGACCCUGAAAUUGGGAGCGGCUCCCGGGCCGUUCGCCGUCUCCCCCAACUUGUCCUGCGUGCAGAGGGAGGCCUGUGGCUGCAGCUGGAGAACUUGGAGGAACCGCAGGAAAAAUAAUGAAAGCUGCCAUGUUCACUUGCUUUAUUAUUAACCACAGAACACACACC